Messenger RNA from Xyrichtys novacula (pearly razorfish), 13585 nucleotides. NCBI's taxonomy places the organism in Eukaryota, Metazoa, Chordata, Actinopteri, Labriformes, Labridae. The record is from the annotation of a GenBank genome assembly.
GGACUCUCCUUCAGCACGUGUGAGACCCCUCCUCUGGCUCCAUAGUGGGUUUCAAGCUCUUUGAGACUCAACAGUGUCCUGACAACGACUCUAACAGGGAGGAACGGGGACUGUUAUGAACCCUGACUGGCAGGCUGCUGAGAAUACAAUCAUUUUUCAAUUAUGGACGGCUCUGACAAAGCACAAAUUAAACACACCGCGGGGACGAAGGAAGAUUUAAAAGCUACUGAUGCCACUUCUUCUGUCGCGAGCUCCAAUGAAGAUUGCUGCCCCUGUCUGAGGCGCGUGAAGGGCGUUAUACCGCCGCUUUACCGGAAUGAGCUCGUGCAACUUGUCAAACUAGCGGGGCCAGUGGUAAGAGUCAAUUUAACUGAUUUCAGGUUUCAGGUUGAGUGAAACCUGUUGUUUAAAUUUAUUUGAGGAUGUUCUUGUUCAUUAUUCUCUGUGUUAGCUGUUUAUUAUGUUGCAGUUACAUUAUGGGAGUUUUUGAUUUGUGAGAAGAUGCAAUUACUGUUUUUCCCUAUUAAACUGUCUUGUGAGAGCUGUAGAAAACUUCUCUUAAACUUAUGUAAUCCUUGUCUCCCACUUUUACUGCUGUAACCUUUCAAAUCUCAAUCCUGGGGUCCCUGAAAUACACACAAAUGAUGACAUUAGAAACACGAGAGAUUCUGGUCUUGGACAGGGCUGAGGGGAUAGGUGUGAUUUAAAAAAAACUUCAGAUUACAGUCAUCUGACUUUUUAAGGCUGAAUACCCUCCUAAUGGAAAAAUAAUUUAAUUUUGCAGAAAGAGAACUUGCAGGGCUUUUAUUUAAAAAAAUUAAUAAAUAAAGUGCUUUACAAAAACAAUAUGAAGCAGAUCAGGAGGGGCUGCAAGCUGAGCUGCUGCCAACACCACCUUAACUUCCAUGUUAACAUUUCUAAGUCAUGAUCACUCAAAGUUCAUCUUAGGGUGCAAAAUUAUUUCAACCCAGUCAUUUAUUUAGCUGAAGCCAAAUUAUCCACAGAAGUCACCUCUUUAAGAAUUAUUGGCCCAAGCAUUCGAAAUUAGUGACCACAUAUGGUAGUAGUAGGAUGGGUUGUUAAUGAAUCCAGCUGAGCUACUGUUAAAAUGCAGGUAUUUACGAUUGUUCUUAUAUCUUUAGCAACAGUGGUUUCUUUCUUUAUUUUUCUCCAAGUUUCCCCUUUUUCCAAUUUACAGAUAAUAUCCACUUUUUUGACUGAUAGCAGGCAAAAAAAAACCCCAUCAACCUUUGGUUUCCAUACCUUUUCCUACCGAUUUCGGCUGUGUGAUCCACUCACACUGGGUGGAUCACUGGUCUUUUACAACCCCUCAUCAUUGUUUUUAAUCAGCCAGCCUUAGUUUUCACGUGCUGUAUUUUGGCAGUGUCUCUUUCUAAAGGUGUUGUCUUUGUUUUUGUGUCCCAGGUCGUUUCCCAAUUGAUGGUUUUUAUGAUCAGUUUUGUCAGCACUGUUUUCUGUGGUCACCUGGGAAAAACAGAACUUGCAGGAGUAUCAUUAUCAAUUGCGGUGAGAUGAUUAAUGAGUCUUGUAUUUGCUUUGAAAGCUGCCAAAGCCUGUGAACACUGAAGUUUUUAUUAACUGUCUUUCCUUUAUACAUAAUUUUAUGUGUUUUUUUUUUUUUUUUUUGUUAUUGUAGGUGGUGAAUGUGACGGGUAUUUCUAUUGGCACUGGUUUGUCGUUAACGUGUGAUACCCUAAUAUCUCAGGUAUUUCUCAGUGGAGGAUGUUCUUUCACUUUGGUUAUCUUACAUGGGCAAAAAAAGUUCCUGCUGAGUUCCCAGGUUGUCCUGGGGUCUGCUUUAAAACAAUUCAACAAUGAGCUUUUGUAUCACGCAAGCUUAUAUUACCAGUUUUACCCCUUGUUAUUGGUGUGGUUAGUGUUUUCCAACUUUGCUUAUUUGAGUAUCUGUCCACCUGUGUCAUGCAGACAUAUGGGAGCGGUAACUUAAAGCGUGUUGGUGUGAUCCUCCAGAGGGGGGUUUUAAUUCUGUUAUUGGCCUGUUUCCCCUGCUGGGCCAUCCUCAUCAACACGGAACCUCUCCUACUCGCUGUCAAGCAAAGCCCAGAAGUUGCCAGGUUGGUAAUUAUUAAUCCCCAGAAUAACAGUCCUUUGAAACAACUCAUUUACCAAUAGUAAUGUGCAAACUGUUAACUGUUAGAGAGAUUUAGAGCUGAAACAAGGGAGUAACUCUGAAACAAAUCUGCAUCAACUUUAGGUUUUAACAACAGUGGACAGGGAAAAAGUUGCAAACACUUUGACCUAAGCACAAUGUUUGUAUAUAGUUGUUUUUACACUGAUGUGGAGCAUCAUUCACAUAAGUAAUAUUAAGUCAUAUUUCUGUUUAUGAAUUUAUGUCUGCCAUUCCCGUAAGCUUUUGGACACGGUGAUGAUUCCAAAUUUACAGCCUUGAGCUGCUUAAUUGAACACUUUAUGCGUUCUGAUGCUUGGUAGAUUGUUUUGCAGUUAAUUUCCAGAACGGUUUGUUGAGACAAGCUGCCUUCUGCAUGUGGCAGCAAUGCUAGGUUGAAGGUGCAGUGUGCCGAAUUUAGGAGGAUUAAGCUGAACAGACUUGGUACAAUUAGAAUUCAAUAUUCCUAAUUAUAUUGAAUUUAGUUUGCAAAAACUAAAUAGUUUUGUUUUUGCUCAUUUAGACAGAGCCUAUUAAUAUUUAUAUACAGGAUUGUGAUUGUUAUCACUGGUAAAAUAAUUGAAUGAAUGCUUUUUGGUGAUAAGAAUGUGACAAAUAAGGAUCAGAAUGACCAAAUAUCACAGGAGCUUUUUGUCCUCAGAGGCCACUGUCACUUUACUGACUGAGGGAUGAGCAAGGAAAUGUCUGAGCCUGGAAUGUAACUGCUGGAUAUCACUGAAUAUCACUAUUUCUACACACUAUGCCUUUUAUUUCAAGUAUAUGUAUCUGGAAUAAAUUGUAGAUAUAAUUUAACAGACAAUAUCUUUGUGGAAUAUUUGUCAUAUAUUUUUUAGUCUGCAUUAGACACAAGCUGGGAUUCAGUGGUAACAGAAUGAAUGACCUCAUUGACACGGAGGGCUCUAUUUUGGUGCCUCGCCGGAGACGUGCCGCAAGCGCAGCGUCAGUCAGAUCCGCCGCGCUGACAAGGCGUUCCCAAGCACAUUUUGGUAUUUUGGUGAGCCGCGCAGCCCGGCGUAAGUAUCCCCCCUCCCUAACUCAGCUCCUCCCAGCACCAUAAGUCGUAGACGGGGAGGAGAAAAGCGUUAAGUGGGUUUAACACAGCCGAGACCUGUUUUCACCAAUCACAUAGGCUCCUCUCCUUGCUUUAAAUCCGCCACAGGCGAGGCGUAUUACUAUUUUCAUGAAGUAGUCAAAGAGAUCAAGAGAUGUCUUAAGACAGUAAUGCCACAAGAUGGCGACAGAGGGCAGCUCCUCAACAAGCGUCCUCCACACUCUCUCAUAUAAGCACAGAUGGAUUUAGUGUGCGUAAUGUUGGACCCAGUGGUAAGACAAACACCCUUUUCCACAAAUAAAGACACUCACAUAAAGUUGCUCAUAUUCAAACCUCACGUGACAAAGGUGGGUUGAGCGCACAGAUCACAACAUAAACUCCAAAAAUGGCAUUAAAAUCGGAACCAUCUGUGCGUAAAUGACGCAUCGCGCUCCGUGGCCUGGCUCUUUCUUUCAUAGAUGUUGGCAUAUAAAAUAAAUUUGGCUCACAAAACUGAAUAUUAUAAUAUCCGUAUGUCGGCUUAAAGUAGAUAACGCAUCUGAGCACUGAAACAAAUCAUCUGUUCAGCUGCAGCAGCAGCAAGACGGACAGAGGACACGGAGACGUGUCCAGGUCGAGCUGUGCGAGAAAUAAGAGGAAGAGGAAGAAAGAAAAGGAGGGAGAUGAAUUACAUAUCUUGUUAACUUCAUCAUGUGUGUAUAUUUACUAGAUAUUUAAUUUAAUUUGAUGCGGUUUCAGCUGUGUUGAUUCGGUCAGGUUGUGUGUCCAAACGCGUGCCAAACGCGCUCAUCAGAUCACAUAUAGAUCAGAAUAUAUCGAUAUAGAUCUAAAUAUAUGUGCUGACUCAGAUUAAUAGUUGAUGAUGAUUAUUUAUUGCACUGAAAUGUGCCUGACACUGUGGAAACCUGCCGGUGAGGCAUCAGUGACGUAUGUCGAUACGCCGCCGGUCUACCAAAAUACUUCUAGACCAGCUGCGUUCCGCCUUGCGCUGAAAGCUGACCAGGUUUGAAUCGGCGAGCUUUCAGCGCACUUUACACGCCGUUGGCGAGCACGAAAAUGUCACUGCGCCAGCUGAUUCUGUCGACACCUCCCCCUGCCACACCACCACGCCCAGCUUGGCGGAUCUCGGCUCGCCUCCGUGCGGCUCAUUCCACGAAAAUACCAAAUUGGCCUUACGCUGGGCUCCGCCAGACGAAAAUACAACUGCGCGGGGCUCGCCGCCCUCCGCCGCCUCACCGGCGCGCACGAAAAUAGAGCCCGUAGUAUUAGUUAGAGCAGCCACACUGUAUUUAGUAACUACAGUAUUUCUAUGUUUUAUUUUUUUUGGAACAAAGCAGCAGAAAUUCCAUCAGUUUUGACUUUAACGUGGUCAUCGGUUGAAAUCAAGACCCAAGAUAAUUGUCUGAGGAUGUUAUUUGUGUUGAAAUUUUAUAAUGUUAAAUAAUGUUGUGUUUCAACACCACAGUUUCACAUGCACAUUUCUUUGUUUUCUUUCUGGUUGAAGUCUCUCUCAGCUUUAUGUGAAGAUCUUCAUGCCUGCACUGCCAGUGAGUUUUGAUGCUUUUUAAGUCCUGUAUUUAAGAGUGAUAAGAAUAACAAUAAAAUCAAAAUCAGAUUAUUUAGGGGGUUUACACAUUCACUGAGUCACUUUGGUCAUACUCACAGUCAGAUUCCUUCACUUCUUUUUCAGGCAGCUUUUAUGUACCAGCUGCAGGGGAGGUAUCUUCAAAACCAGGUAAACCAAAGCAAACAUACUUCAGUCAGAGCUCACAUCUGAACCAAAGUGAUCUAGUAUUUUUAAAUGUUAACUUUUGUCCUGUGGUUUACAGGGAAUAAUAUGGCCUCAGGUUAUUACUGGAGCCAUUGGAAAUGUCUUCAAUGCAAUUAUAAACUACAUAUUGCUCUUCUAUCUGAAUAUGGGAGUUGCGUAAGUUUAAAAAAAAAACUUUUAUUUUGUAGUACAGCAUGUCAUGUUGAAUAUAGAGUGACUUUAUUGUCAAAUCUCUGGAUAGGGCUGCUUACAUUUAUCGCAGACACACAUAUAUGAGCUCAUAGUACAAUUGGAUUUUGUAUUAAUGCUUUUCUGCUCCCCAUACCCACUGUUUGUGUUGGGUCAUUUUUAUAAGACUAGCUGCUUCACUUUGUAAAACCCUGACUUCCUUUUCUGCAUCUCUGCUAGCCUGCCUGACCUUACACAGCAGGUCCUCACAGUGGCCCUCAUUUAUCAAUCUUGCGCAGAUCUGAGCACAGGAUUCAUCCUACAAUAGGACACACGUGAGAUUUAUGAAAGGGUUUGUAUCUGACCAAUCCCAGCGUACGUAUGAUCGGGUCUUGAUAAAUGCGGCGGCUGAAAUCGAUCGUCAUUAACAUGUUUACGCCCUUAAAUAUUUGUGAUUCAGAAGCCUCGCCCACUGAGGUAAAACAUGAAAGAGGAGAAAUAUUACAAAGAUGCGAAACUUUUCCGAGCUGAAAGUGGAUAUCCUCGUGUUUGUGGUGGAAACUAACAAGGAUUUUCUCUUUGGAAGCAUCAAAACUGGUCUAAAAGCAGUCUAGAAAACUCCUGUCUGGAGCAGGAUUAUGUUGGCGGUGAACAGUUUGAAUAAAUCAUUAGUCAAUAAGUUGCUCAUGAUGAUAAAUUAAUAUCUCAUACAUGCCUCAUAUUUGUUUAUUGCCAUGACAAAGGGUACGUUGCUCCUAUUAUUGAAAGUAUUUAGUUUUAAUUUGUUGCGUCUUUGUAAUGUAGAGCAGACUGGAGAGUCUGACAGAGGCUGAACAAAAAUAAUUACUAACCUCACCAAACGGUGUGUUGCUGCCCCUUUAUUUAUGUCUUAAUCUUUAAUGAAAUCUGGCUGAUUGUGCUUAAUGACAGGUUUGAGGUUUGUAUAUCAAUUAUUUUCAGACAGACAUUUGCUGCACCACAGAUCCACACUGACUCAAACUUGCGUACACGAUGUCAGACCUGUCGUGAGAUUUGGUCGUAGCGUACGCUCACGUGUAGAUUGAUAAAUGCCGAUCCUCACGUCAAAAUUUUUGUAAGCAAGGUGUACGCAAGUUUUCUGCUGCACGCAAGCUUGAUAAAUGAGGGCCACUAUGAUAAUCUGGACUGGCUGAGCAGCAGCUGCACGUUGAGAUUGAUUGACACAUUUACAGACAGAUCAGUACUGAACUUUGGACCACAGUGCAUAAUAGAUGUUUUUUUUUCUUGGUUAAACAACAGCAGCCGCAGCAGUGACAGUGAGAAAUUAGUCAAAAUAGAGUUGCAAGUAUGGUUGUUGUUGGUAUUUAAGCUGUUAAAAAACAGGACACAUUUGUGUUUUAUUGAGAUUUGUUGAUGAAAUUUGAAAAGAUAGCUGUCUGAGUUCAUUAUUAGGCUUAUAGUGGAUUUGUCCAUCGACAAUAAUGGUGUUGAUAUCUAGUGCAAAAUAAGAGGCUUUAGCUGUUUUGUCUUGUGCCUGUUUUGAUCUUCACCUAACAGUUCAAAUCUGUUUUGCUCAAAGUGGAUCUGCAGCAGCCAAUGCCAUCUCUCAGUACUUGCUGGCUGUGGUCUUGUAUGUUUACAUCUGCUGGAGGGGUCUUCAUAAGGCCACAUGGGGAGGUGAGCCACUUUUUCUUAUUUUGCUGAGAAACUUACCCACAAAACAAAAUCUAUUGGCUUUUAAAGGUUUGACGGUUAACUGUCUCUGUCUAGUCAGUCUUGGUGGGAACAAGUCCUCCUCUUUGUUUAAUGUGUGACAAAGUAGUUACACUUUAUAACUGGGCAAUGUGGAGUGGAGGAGAGGUGACAGGGAUGACGCAUGUGGCCAGAGUAUUACAGUCAAAUAUUCAUCCCUCAGCUGUUACGUAAUGAACACAGUAAUAUGCCACUUACUCAGUAAUUCUGGCUUUUUGUCACCUGAACAAACAGUUCAGUUAAGGUCCUGGGUGAACCCUGUUCACUUUAAGCUCAUGUCAAGACCUUUAAAAAGCUCCACCUGUAUCCAAGUGGCUUUGAAAAGGUAAACUCAUGCAGCUAUAUUUGACAGAAAUAUGUUUUUAAGGUUGUGGCUUAUGAUUCUAUUUGUUGAGAAAAAAACAGCUGCUCUAACAGAAAAUAAAAAAUGUUAACCCACAGGUUGGACGCUUGACUGUCUGCAAGAGUGGGGACCCUUCGUCCAGCUGGCCAUCCCCAGUAUGCUCAUGCUGUGCCUGGAGUGGUGGAUGUUUGAACUGGGAGGGUUUCUUGCUGGGGUGAUUGGUGAAGCCGAGCUCGGAGCUCAGUCUAUAGCCUAUGAGCUGGCUGUUGUGGCCUACAUGGUGAAUCCCCCAAAUGUUUUUUCUCCACAUUGAUAAUGUGUUGGUUGUAAAUAUGACCUGCUAAUGCACUUGUGUGUUUUCAUUUUCACUCAGCUCCUAGUUAAGUUCCAGCUCCUCUGAUCAUGCGUCUUUUUUCCUGCAGUUCCCAUUGGGGUUUGCUGGAGCUGCUAGUGUUCGGGUUGGGAAUGCUCUUGGUGCGGGAAAUGUAGAGCAAGCCAAGUUGUCCUCCAAAGUCCCCAUCAUUUGCACUUGUAAGAACUAAUUCAUGUGGUUUAUGUUACUUGAAACACCCUCUCCACAGAAAUAAUUCCAUUUCAAAGACCAACAGGGUUAUAAGACACAAGGAAUCAGAAAAUGCGGAGCUUGGAAAAGCAAAAGAUCUGAUUUCCUUUGUAUCUGCAGUAAAAUGUGAUGAGGCCUACAAUAAAUGAUCCACUCACAAACAUCAUGAGAGCUCUCUUUAUACAGUGGAGUCCUGAACCAAAAAUAAAUGAGGAAUACUCUCAGACCAAAUCUGGGUGAGGAGGAGACAGAAACUUUUAUCUUAUGUCGAGUUGGUGACCUUGUUGCCAUGGUAUGACACAUUCCUCCAAAAGUUAUGACUGGCUGAUCCACACGAAGAGAAAAACAGUUCUUGUAUUAAUAACAUGCGAAGAGAGACAGUGAAAUCAAUUUGCCUUAUUCCAGAGUAUGAUCAGAUAAAGUGUUGUUAUCCUACAAGAUGUUUUGAAACCCAUGCACACUGUGCUAUCGUCUGAUCAAACACUAGUAGUAAAAGCAGUGUUUAUAGACAUAGUAUACCCAUUCAGGCUGACCAUUUACUAAUUUUUUUAACCUGAAUACAUCACUGUCUAAGAUUAACAAACUAGAGUGUGAUCUACUCUCACUCUACACUUAUCUGUGGAUGAUCAGAGAGAUGACAGCUGCUCUGUCUCUCCUUAAAUGCACCAGUUGUUGUGAUGUGUCUUUGUGAAUACAAAACCUGUCAAUGGUUUUGUAGCUGCUGCUUUUACUCUGCACUCUCCCAACAAAAAACAUUGCCUCCCUCUAGGGCUGAAUGGUUUAUUGUUUAAUGAUCGAAAUUGGGAUUUUUUACAGCAUGAUCAUGUGAUUGCCAAAGCUGCAUUUAUUAUUAUUAUUUUUUUUUUGUUGCUGCGCUCCUGACUGACUCGGGAUCUGUUGUGUCAACUAUUUCACAUGUACAUGACGUCUCCCCACCAUCCCAAUCAGAAAGGGCGUAUGCCACUCAUGGACAGGUCACAUUAACCAAUCAGUAUUAACCUGCUCUCCAUGUUUUGAAACAUUUACGUGUUUUUAAAAUAGCUUCAGUGCAACCACAAGUGGAGUUUGGUGAUUUAAUCCCUAAAAAAAAGUGGCACAGCAGUCAUCUGGGAGUAUUUUGGUUUUGAGGCUGCGGACAUGCAUCAGAAAUAGGUACUGUGCAAGCAAAACCUGUUGCACUAAAGUUGCUACAUCGAGUGGAAACUAGGGUGACCAUAUUCUGAAUCCCCAAAAAGAGGACACAACUACGUGGGGGCGGAGUCACAGAGUCGCGCGUAUUAAAUAUUGAGUUUUCUGGUUCGGGUCGAGUGUUUUAAAUGUGCUUCUAACUCAGUAAAUCUUUGCGACACAAACUCAAAACUUCCAUACAAAACCCCAGACAUUUGAAGGAUUUUGUAACCUCUCGCGGACAAGGCCAGACAGCCCCCAAAAAAGAGGACAUGUCUGGGUAAAAGAGGACGUCUGGUCACCCUAGCGGAAACACAACCAACUUGUACCGGCACUUGAAAAACCACCCCAGGCGCUUGCAAGAGGAGUGCAUGACAUAUAGUUUAGGAUGUGGUGCAUCCCCGGGAACAAUCACUUUGGAUCUUAAAUAAACUAUAACUCUAAUAUAGCUUUAGAAAAAUAAGUGGUCUUGUAGUACAACUUGUCCCCAGGGUGGGGUGAAUUGUGCCAUAGAUUAUUAAAGUAAAACACAUCAUUUUAACCUUAAAAACAGUAAUGCUACAUAAAACCCAAAUUCAUGAGUUUCAUUCCUCUGUUUGAGAAACUCUUGAGCCUCUCAAAAUUUUGCUUGACCACCAAUGACAUUUUUCAGUUGAAGAGCUUUUUCAAGGGCUGAGAUACUUUGUGAAUAACUUUUCUUCAACAGAAUUUACAGUACACCUAACUACAAAGAAAAGUUCUUAUGAAGAAAGGUUAUGAUCAGGAGGAUUUUCGAACACUUUCAUCAACUUUAUGUAUGAGGAAGCUUAAAGAAUACAGCCACUGUAUAAGCAGAACUCAGGAAUGUAGAAAGCUUAUUUUACAGGUGGGGGGCAAAGAAACUAAAGGCUGCUUCCCCUUCCUUAGUUUUGAUCCUGGGAACACUGAGUAAACUUCUUCCAGAUAACCUGAGGGGCGGGGAUGCUUCAAAGUGUACGGGUCAAUCAGACAAAGGUUAAAGAUCAGGAAAUCAUGUCAAGACAAGUAAUAGGAUGUGAAAAUCUUUAUUUUGACACACAUAAAGCCAGUGCAGGGACAUCAGGAGCAAUGUACUGUGCUUCACUUUCUUGCUCUUUGUCAGGACUUCAGCUCUCUAAAACGGUCUGAUUGUUCUUUUUCCGUUUUUCAAAGACCUUUGAAGAUGCCAUGACAAUAGUCCAGCCUAUUAGAAAAUAAACUGAGAUAGACUUUAACUGUAUCUUGUUCUGACAGAAAUCCUUUCACUCUUUAUCCAUAUUUAUACUGAUAUUAAUCUGAUCUGAUGAAUAUUUUCAGUGAAUGUUUAAAUCAUGGUCAGAGACCAUAACUAAACCCAAAUUUUAUCCGUGGUUUGUUGAUAAAGCUGUGAUUUCAGAAAAAUGCUGCCUCCAGCUUUUUCUUUUGGGCUUCAGACAAACAUCUACUCAUAGAUUUGUCAAAUCAUUUAUAUAAAUAGAGGGUGCUUAGGUCAUAUGGUGAAACUGUGUCAUUAUAGAUAGGAGAUUUAUUAUAUCUGACUAAAUCUGUGUUUUCACCUGCUGGUCAAAUACACAGUCAGUUUUAGCUUUGUUUAUAGAUUCCUGCACAGUUUGGGUAUUCAGUCCAUCUAAUAACUGUUUUCUGUAUGUUUUUGUGGCAGUCAUUAUCGCAUGUUUCAUUGGAGCCUGCCUCAGCAUCUCUAGAAAUAUCAUCGGAUUCAUCUUCACCACAGAGCAGUAAGUGAACUCUUAAAGCGGGGGUCACUCACUUUCCUACAGUGACUCAUUUAUUCAGCGGUUUUGCAGAAGCUUGGUGAUGAUCCACAUGACAUAACAGACUCAGUUUCAUAUUGCUGUCCAGACUUUAAACAUUAACUUAGUUCAUCAUUCCCACGCUCACAUUUAAAAUCAGUUCUGCCACAUUAUGUCCUUUUAAUGUCUUGCCAUUUCAGCUAACAUAAAAAACCCCUUUUAAAAGUAUCCCAAGAGGUCACAGAUAUUGUGUAGUUUUACAAUACUUAGGAGCUGUUUGCCAUGUCUUUGUUGAAUUUUUUUUAAAUUUUAUUUUAUUUAAAAUUUUCACAUUUUACAAACAGGAACUUAAAAAAAGUGUCCAUAGCAGUACAAAGAAACAGCAGCUUAAAGAGGUGGUGUAGUUCCUCUCUGAUACCUCUUUAAUAGCUCUACAUGAUUUUCAGAUAAAAAAGCCUCUUGUUUCUCACUCUGGUGUAUUAAAUACCAUAAUUUAUCCACAAGCCUACUUUCCUUUAAUGGCCACCUCUCUGGAGGUGGCCAUUAAAGUAUGCAUCUUGUAUGCAUCUAGUCCAACAGAACCUUACCUUAUCUCAAUAUCACCAUGAAGCUGUCAGUCAUAGGUUCAGUUUAUUCAUUUAUUUCACAAAGGGGUCCAUAAAAUCCAUUUCCAUGGAAGCAAUUCAAAAGCCUUAUGUGGUAGCCAGCUAAUAUUACAAUAUCUAAUAUUACUCAUUGUGUCAGUGACCUGCUCACGCUGUUGGUAAUUCACGGAACGAUCUUACUAAAAGUGAUCCCCAACGUCGAGUCAUAUGACACAUCUCUUCUUUCAUGACUAUGGUAUGGUCUCACUGACAUUAGUAACUCAGUUGUUUAUUUAAGGUAUUUAAAAACUCUCACUCUCACCCUUGCUCCCUUAGUACUAACUAGAUUCAAAUCAAGAACUUGUCUGCUCUUUUUUUCAGAGAGAUUUUGGAUAGGGUUUCUGAAGUCAUGAUUGUGUUUUGUUUCGUGCACAUUUUUGAUGCAGUCGCGGUGAGAAACUGUUAUUUUCAUGAUCAUUUUUCCAGACCUUUAUGAACAAGGACAUGGUGGAAGCUAACUGUCUGUUGUCAUUAGGGUGUGACUGGAGGAGUUCUCAGAGGAGUAGGGAAACAGCUGAUUGGUGCUCUGUGUAACCUGGUGGGGUACUACUUCAUUGGCUUUCCUAUUGGUGUAUCGCUGAUGUUUGCAGCACGCAUGGGUAUCACAGGUAAAACAAAAUCUGCUGGGUAGUUUUUGCACUUACUGGGAGAUGAUUCUGUAUCUCCUUUUUUAUAGUUUACAUAUGUGCAAAAAUGCUGAAACUCUCUCUCCACCUUCCUGCAGGUCUGUGGACAGGGUUGGUUGUAUGUGUGUUCAUGCAGUCCCUCUUCUUCAUCAUACUGCUGUGCAAACUCGAUUGGAAAAAGGCAGCUGACGAGGUAAGAGGCUACAUCCCUUGGCCAGUUAAAACUCUUCAUUUUUUUUUGGUUCAGGAUGUGCUCUAAGUUAAACCUUUGAAUGUAUGUGAUCAGGCUCGUGUGAGAGCAGGAGUGCAGACCAAAGAGGAAAAAGAGAUGACAAGGAUGGACAGUACAUGUAAGUUCUGCCGUAAAGUGAAACUUCCUCCUAUAAAAAAUAUUGCUAAAGAUUCUCCAUCAAUCCCCCAGAUUCAAAUCACAACCAGGCUGAGGUUGGUGCUACUGAAUCCAUCUGUGAAACAAACGAGGAGGACAACAACAGGCACUCUGAAGUGCAAAGUCCAGAUCAAAAUACAGCCUCAGCCACUACUGUGGGAGAUGUUUUGUCUAUAACCCAGCUGGUUUUACGGCGUGGCUUUGCUCUGCUCUGUAUGGUCACUAUUCUUGUUGUUGGAGUCUUGGCCAGUGAAUUCCUUGUCAAGCUGCUGAAAUAAGACCUCCACUUUUUUUUUUAAACUGACACCCAGAGCGUUGUUUAGCCUUCACAUUCCAUUAAACAAUAAUACAAUGUUCACUUUGAAAUACUGCACAAUGUGACCAGGCUACUGGUGCUGUUGAUCCCACAAAUCAGAUCUACAGAUUUAUGCUGCACAAAGCCAGAGACCCAGCAUAUGCUAACAACAAGACAGUCCCUCCAUGUCAAAGGCAGUGUAAGGGUGAAGUAUAGAAAAGCAAAGACAUCCAGGUAUUUUCCUACAUGACCAAACCAAGCCUGGUAUCAAAGUGUCUUAGCAAAGAGCAUUGUUCUAGUUCAACAAAAACAAUCAUGUUGUUCUUUUUCUGAGAAAUCUUUGAGCCACAUGAGGCUGGUGUGUCCUUAAAUGACAGUCUGAACUAAUUUAAUGACAGUUCACAGUGUGGAAGUCAUCACAAAUUUCUUCCAGCGGAUUUGACCAAUUAUUACAUUACAUUAUCAUAUUACAAUUGAAAGUAAGAAACUAUGACAGCAUUCUAACUGAAGUAACUUCAAGAGGUCUGUCUAAGAGUAAUACUUUGGGAUUUGUACAUACUGAGCAGGCUUGGUAAAAUGUGUUUCAAUAUUCAAAAAUAUAUUAGAACUAAUGUAUGAUCACUAAACGCUCCUGUUAGGAGUUUUUGAUAGAUCAGGAAACAGACCAAAUUGUGUUGUUUCUCUAUGAUGUCAAAAAAUCGAAUAAGACCAUCAAUUAUGAGUUUGACAGUUUCUAUGAUAUUAAUUUUCACCUCCUGUAACUGAAGAUCGAGUGAUUUACUGGACCAAUCAAUGACAUUUGGGCAUAAUAAUCUUUCAUAUUGGCAUUAUGCCUUACAAGGUCAAUAUCACCAUUAUCUUCCAAUGAAAAAGGCAUUUUUCUUAUCACCCAUUAACAGAAUAUUAAAUCUGUUAGAGUCA